AUGUCCUCACCACUUAGAUCGCCGUCGCCAGCGGGUUCACUGCAAAGUGCACUGUCGGACGUCCUCACUCCCAGUCGAAAAGUACGCGCCUUGUUAGCCCAAUUUGACGAGUCCGACUCGGACGAUCCUAUCCAGGGCUCAAGGCCGCCGGUUCUUGAGAAGUCAGAUCAACGCGAGAAUGGCCGAGGUCCUGCUGGUCAAGAUAGCGUUUCACCAAUGGAGGAUGAAUCAGAAGAGGAGGAUAUCCUACAUGCAGCCCCGCGGUCCAGAAUCGCUGCUCGGCUGCAGGGCUCCAUCAAUAUCUCCACGGUCUCGAACGGUAUCGAGAAACAGUCCAGCUCCAACCCACAUCAAGAAGACACAUCGAACGCUUCUGACGAGGGUAAAGGAGCGAGGCCACCGAUGAGGCGGAGAUUGCUCACCAAACGGAAGAGCAGUCCCAUUCGACAGGCAGCACAAUCGCUUGCUUCACCAUCGCCUUCUCAGUCCACGUUGCCUUCGCUGGGGGCCAUAAGUCCCGCGGCUGGUGCAGGGCAUGCUUCCGGAGGGUCAGAGUCUGAGGAUGAAGACAAACCUUCAAAUACCGGGAAGUCCAAAUUUCUGGCCCUGGUGGAAAAGCAUAGGAAACAGCGUCUUGAGAAAGAGGCCGAAGAAGCAGCAAAGAAGGCUGCCCGAGUGGAAGCUCUCAAGUCUCAGGAAGCGGAAGCUCGUAUUCCUAGGGGUUCAAGUCCCGCAGAUGAUUCUGAUGAAGACAGCGACAUUUCUGGUGAUGACGCAGCCAAAAAAUUGGCCAAACAAGCUCGCCCUACGCGCAAGGCCAGUAAAAAGGCUAUAGAGGAAAUGAACCGGGAGACCCAGCGACUCACCCGGAACAUGCAGCUUGCGCAUCAGGCCAGAACGAAAAAGAAAAUCACCAAGGACAGUCUCUUGGCUAGGUUCAAUUUCCCCAAGCCUGGCUCUAUGCAGAUUAAAACUACACCUGAACCAGACAAUGAGACUCCGGUCACAGCCAGUUCUCGAGCUGGAUCAGACACCGACGCGGUCAGGGAGCACGAUACGCCGCCAACAAGUCCUGUGGCGGGGGAAACGACAACCCUCGACAGUUUCAAGAACCCGCGGAGCAAUGUUGAUGGCUUGCUCCGUGAAUCUGGCAACACUGAAGAGGACUCUGUCGCACCCCUUCCAAAACUCGACAAGGGUAAGGGUAGAGCGCUUUCAGAGGAACCCAUCGAACAUCGCAAGCGUUUCGGCGCGGUCCACCAGGUUAACCAGCAAACAUCUAACUCACUACUGGAGGCUUCAUCAGAACCUCCACUGAAGCCAACCGUCAAACCAUUUCGACCCAAAUGGUCUCUUGCCGCUCUGAAGUCAGGAGAUGAUGAUGACUCCGACUCGGAGCUUGAAGUUAUCACCACUCGAGGAGAUGUUCGAAAAUACGCAGUAUUCGAGCAUCUACCGAAACGAAAGGCCACAGAGUCAUCGUCUCAUCUUGCAUUGAGAUCGUUGGCGAACCUCAUUGGUAGUGAAGAACGAAAGAACUCACUGAAUGCCGCGCAAUUGGAGAUAUCUUUGAGAAGAGCAGCUCGUAUGCAGGCACAGCGGGAGAGACAAGAAAAGAUACAAGAACUGAAAGCCAAAGGGGUCAUGAUCCAAACAGCUGAAGAGCGAGAACGUGAACAGCAGGAAGUAGAAGAUCUCCUGGAACGAGCAAGACAGGAAGCUGUAGAGAUCCAGAAACGCGAAAAGGCUAUGGCGAAGAAGGAGGGAACUCUUUCCAAAGACGAUCUAGACGACGACGACGACGACGACGGCAGCGACGGGGAUUUUGAAGGAGAUGACGAAGACGAAAUAGCACUCUCGGAUGAAGAUGAAGAAGACGGUGAAGGAGAAGGAGAUGAUGACGAUGACGAGAUGGAUGAAGCCCAAGGCACCGAAGACGAGAAUCUGGUCGAACAUGAAGCUGCUGAAGAGGAUCCGGUCGAAGCCGUCUCGGAGGAUGAAUUAGAGACAGCCAGUGGGCCGGGAGAUGACCUCGAUGACAAGCAAGACCGAAAAGCUUCGUCGAGGAGAAGCCGGACUACUCGGGUGCUCAGCGAUGACGAUGAAGAAGCAGAAGAAGUCGUCCCGGAAGCACACGAAUCACCCCGACUGCCAUCGCUGGCCAAAACACCUCAAUCUCUUUCUCGCUCUGCCAGAAAGCAGAUCCCAGGUCUCCAGAUGUCUGAUGACCUUCCCAUGGGAUUGACGCAAGCAUUUGCUGCCACUAUGGCCGAUUCUCAGAGUCAACCUACUCAGGAACAAGAUAGUCUGACCAUGACAGUGGACCUCCCUUCGCCCAACAUCGCCAUGGUCCCGAGAUUGAACCGUCUUGACUCUGUCGACAUGAUUUCCGACAGUCAGCCUGACUCACAAACACAACCGUUGAACAUCAAUCUGUCAUUCUCGCAAUCACAGAGGAUUCCUCAGUCUCCCGCAAAUGCAUCAGCGACUGAUGGACCGCAGUACACUCCUUCGCAAGCGCAAUUCGAACCGACUCAAGACGCCGGGUAUGUCCUGACCCCGUUCGGUGGCAAUCGAUUCUCAACAGACACUCCGCAACAGCCAGCGCCACAUUCUACCAUGGAUACGGUCUUGCUUCCACCAGACACCCAAGAGAGCCCAAUUGUGCAACGAAAAUCUCGCCUUCAACGCGGACGUCCUGAACCUGCAGGAAGCGAUGACGAGAAAUCAGAGACUGCAGAAGCCUUCUCUGCGUUCGAUGCAAUGCGUCUGGCAGCAAAGCAGAAAAAGCGAGAAAUGUUUGACAAGUCAAAAUCAAACGCUCGAGAGAUUGUGGACGAGGCUGCAGAAGAAUCCGAGGAUGAGUAUGCUGGUCUUGGAGGCGCAAGUGACGAAGAUGCCAAUGACGAAGAAAAUGAAGACGAUCGUAACAUGAUCGACGAAGACACCCAGGUUGGAGCGGGGGAUGAGGCCAAACUGGCAAAGUUGUUUGCCGAUCGCGAGCGGCAACAGGAUGAAGCGGCCGUUUCCAAGUUGCUCAAAGACAUUACCACAGGUGCGCUGCGACGCAAACGAGGAAACGAUGAUCUGGAUCUUUCAGAUGAGGAAGAUGCGAUUAUGAGAAGGAGAGCGGCCAAGAGACGAGAGUUCCUGAGGAUGCGCAACGAACUGCUCAAAGAUGAGGCUGUUGGCAAGAUUGCAGAGGACAAGAAAAAGGAAGCCUUUCUACGAAGCAUCGAAGAUCUCAAUGCCAGCGACGACGAUGAAGACGAUUUUGAUUUGCCCGAAACUCAAACCGAAGACGAGUCACAGACGUCCGCGCAAGCAGCAGAGCAAUCUGACAGACCUGGGGACCUAUCCACAAACGAUUCUGCGCUGGAAAGCAACAACGACAAACGUGCCUUUGCAAGUACUGCGCCAUCGAGAUUGAACCAAGCCAGGCGACCCGUCGAUCACGGGAGAGCUCAUCUAAAUAGAAGACCAACAACUCUUGCGGAGAUCCGAGAAUCCGUGUCCUUCCUUGUCGAAGAACGUGACUCCCAAUCGGCCACGAUUGAUCUUGGGCUGUCCGACUCAGAAGACGAGCCAGAAGCAUACGUCAACCUGGACCGACAUCUCCAAGCAGCCGAGGCGGACGAGAAUGCAGACAACGGCGAAGAUCUCGGAGAUUUCAUCGUCGACGACGACGGAAGAGCUGACGACGAGAGUGCCUUUAAGAAGCCAACAGUGCCUUAUAGUGAGACUAGGGCAGCGUUCUCUGACCGACGGACGAAAGAGAGGCCAAACGUGGUCAAUCGAUUGAGUAUGCUCCGUCAAUCGUCGUCAUCGUCAGGCUCAUCCACCAGCACUAAGAUGGCCUUCUACGGCGCCAACUCGUCGGCGAACCGGUCGAUCGGCAAGGUUCCCACUCUUCUCCGUCGGGCCACCACGAAUUCCAGCUUGGGCAGUAUGGCGGGCCGGGACGAGAAUGUGUCUGCGACGGGGGUAGUGACCAACCGCACGGAACGGGGCAAAGGCAACGACGAAAAGGAGUUUAUCAGGAAAGGCAACGGCGGUCGAAGGAAUGCAGUCAACUAUCGACCCACGAUCAGAGAGGAGAAGAUGAGUCAACGCGCCGGCAUUGCGAAGAAGAAUGCAGCCAAGAACAAGAAGGCAAAGGGCGGGUUUCUGGGAGGUCUGUUUGGGCAGAAUAGUUGGGCUUGA
Capronia coronata CBS 617.96 is the source of this 4203-nucleotide messenger RNA. RefSeq lists its product as uncharacterized. The record is from RefSeq and is a predicted model, not a curated record. Gene Ontology annotation, molecular function: anaphase-promoting complex binding. Lineage: Eukaryota; Fungi; Ascomycota; Eurotiomycetes; Chaetothyriales; Herpotrichiellaceae. Gene Ontology annotation, biological process: mitotic G2 DNA damage checkpoint signaling; activation of protein kinase activity; mitotic DNA replication checkpoint signaling. The transcript has a single exon. Bases 1 to 4203 code for a protein of 1400 amino acids.